Messenger RNA from Acanthosepion pharaonis, 540 nucleotides. The record is from the annotation of a GenBank genome assembly. Lineage: Eukaryota; Metazoa; Mollusca; Cephalopoda; Sepiida; Sepiidae.
AUGAAAUAUAGUUGUACAUCUCUCUCUCUCUUUCUCUUUCUCUCUCUCUUUCUCUCUCUCUCUCACUCUCUCACUCUCUCUCUCUCUCUUUCUCUCUCACUCUCUCUUUCUCUCUCACUCUCUCUCUCUCUCUUUCUCUCUUUCGCUGAUAGCGAAAAAAAGAAUGCCAUUGAGCCUGCGACUAAAUCACCCAUCACCCUUGUUAGCACAAACGAAAGAUCAAUAAACAAUCAACUCAUACACACUCCCAAUUUAACCACAUACAAUACAUUUCCUCUCUCUUUUUUCUUCUCUUCUCUCUCUUUUUUUUCUUUCUUCUCUCUUUCUCGAGUGUCCAGAUGCCGUGUAACGUACGACGUUGCACAAACUUUCCACCGCUUCUUGUAUCAACCUGCUUGUCGUAAGCAUAGCGUUUCGUUCUACGAUUUCUCUUCCCUUUCCUCUUCAUUGCCAUCAACCCCCUCUUUCUACCUUUCCUCAUUUCCGUCUAUUUUAUUACAACGCAACUGGUGGUCAGCUCUCAUUGGUCAGUGUAUGUAA